UCACCAUCAACUUAUAACGUAUGUUAAAACGUGUUAUCUCCACUCCCAUCGUUUAUAAAUUUCAUCACAUUGAGUCUAAUAUUUAAACCAAAGUUUAUAAAGCAUUUUGUUUGUCCCUUUGUGACACCAUGACCAAAAUAUUGAGUUCUAUAGCUUUACCAUCCCUCAUCACUUUCAUUUUGAUCUUCUUGAUUUCUAUUACUUGUUGCUUUCAAGAGGAGCGAUCUAUAUACUUGGUCUUAUUGGAAGGAGAAGCGGUUGCAUUUCAUGGAGCUUCACAAAAUGAAGAUUCAUCAAAGAUUCACCUCAUCAGAGGAGCCUCGAAGGCACAUGAAAAAUACUUAUUAGCGUCUCAUGACAUGCUUCUACAAAGCACUUUGGAGAAUGGAAGUUAUAAUAAACUCCACAGUUAUAAACACAUAAUUAAUGGCUUCUCUGUUCACACAACCCCUUCCCAGGCAAAAAGACUAAGAGCUACACCAGGAGUGAAGUUAGUAGAGAAAGAUAGAGGAGUGAAACUGAUGACAACAUACACUCCUGAUUUUCUUAACUUGCCAAAAGGAUUAUGGGCACAAGUAGGAGGUGACAAAAAUGCAGGUGAUGGAAUUGUUAUUGGUAUUGUUGAUAGUGGCAUUAAUCCAAUUCAUCCAAGCUUUGCUUACCAACCUUUCACUUCAAAUAUCUCUCACUUUUCUGGUGCUUGUGAGACUGGUCCACAUUUCCCACCUGGUUCUUGCAAUGGAAAGAUUAUUUCAGCUAAAUAUUUCUCUGCUGGUGCUCAAGCUAGUCCUACCUUUGAUGCUUCUGUGGAUUUUCUUUCACCUUUUGAUGCAGGUGGACAUGGAAGUCAUGUGGCAUCUAUUGCUGCUGGAAAUGCUGGUGUUCCUGUUGUAGUGAAUGGUUUUUUCUAUGGGCAAGCGAGCGGAAUGGCACCGCGUGCAAGGAUUGCCGUUUAUAAGGCUAUCUACCCAUCCGGGGGAACUAUGGCAGAUGCUGUUGCAGCUAUUGAACAAGCUGUCCAAGAUGGAGUAGAUAUCAUAUCACUCUCUAUUGGACCAAAUGAACCAACAAAAGAUACAUUGACAUUUCUCAACAUCUUUGAUAUUACCUUAUUAUUUGCAAGAAAAGCAGGGGUUUUAGUGGUGCAAGCUGCAGGGAAUAAUGGUCCAUCAUCUUCAACUGUAGUGUCAUUUAGUCCAUGGAGUGUCGGUGUUGCCGCUUGCAACACAGACAGACAUUAUUAUUCUUCAAUUCUUCUUAGAAAUGGCACAAUAGUUGGUGGUGUUGGACUAACAGGACCAAGUUUUGGGAAUGGGAAGGUUUACCAUACACUUGUAUUAGCUAAGGAUGCAGUGAAAAUAAAUGGAACAUUUCCAAGGACUCCAGAGUACUUAGAAGAGUGUCAACAUCCAGAAGCUUUGGAUCCUAGUAAAGUGUUUGGAAGUAUCAUUAUAUGCACCUUCUCAGAAGGAUUUCUUAAUCAGACCUCAACUCUUGCUGCCAUUAUCGACACUGCCAAGGCUCUAAAAUUCGAGGGUUUUAUUUUUACUGCAAAUCCGAGCUAUGGCGAUUAUAUUGCAGAGCCAAUUCCUUUCGGUAUUCCCGGUAUCUUGAUUCCUUCUGUCGCGGAUUCCAAGGUUAUAAUGCAAUAUUAUGAAGAACAUACAAAGAGGGACGAGAGAGGAACUGUUACAGAGUUUGGUGCUGCGGCAUCUACGGGGGAAGGAAGGGAUGCCUCUUUCAAAGGGCGAUCACCGGUUGUUAGUAGAUUUUCUUCAAGGGGUCCAGAUAUAAUUGAUUCAAAAAGAACUCUUGCUGAUGUACUUAAACCUGAUAUUCUUGCUCCAGGGCACCAAAUAUGGGCCGCAUGGAGUCCUAUUAGUGCCAAACAACCUAUGCUAACAGGACACAAUUUUGCAUUAUUAUCCGGUACCAGCAUGGCGGCGCCUCAUGUGGCUGGAAUCGCAGCACUGAUCAAGCAACAUAAUCCAUCAUGGACUCCAUCUAUGAUAGCAUCUGCGAUCACCACAACCAGCAGAAAGUAUGACAAGCUUGGAGAUCCUCUGAUGGCCGAAGGCUACGAGGCCAACACCUUGCAUCCCUCCACUCCUUUUGAACAUGGUGCGGGCAUUGUGGACCCUAGCCGUGUCAAUAAUCCAGGCUUGGUUCUAUCUUCAGAUUAUGAAGACUUCAUCAGCUUCCUGUGCUCUUUGCCAAACAUUGAUACGAAGACAAUAACUAGAGCGACGGGAGAGACCUGCAACAGCCCAUUUGACUAUCCAUCUAAUUUAAACCUUCCAUCAGUGACAAUAUCUGCACUUAAAGGAUCAAUUUAUUUGAAAAGAACUGUCAUGAAUGUAGGGAACAGCACAGAGACAUACUUAUGCGGUGUUCGAGCUCCUAAUAGAACUGCAGUUAACCUGUAUCCAACUUUUUUUACCAUAACUCCACAAGGAACUCAGGAUCUGGAAAUACAAAUCAAUGUCACUCAACCAAGUGAAGAUUUUAGCUUUGGUGAAAUUGUUUUGGCAGGAAGUAUGAACCACAUAGUAAGAAUAACUUUGUCAGUUGUGCCAGUUUCAACACAAUGACUAUUGAAUACCGAAUGCACUGUAAAUCGUCAUUUUAGUCCCUAAGACUAUGUUUGGAUAUCUUGUGCAAAUGUAAUAGAAUGGAGAAAAACAAAUAAAAAUUAAGUUUUCACCCUAUUGUUUGAUUAUUCUGUAAUGAAACAAUUCCAUCAUUGGAAAACAAAAUAAAAUGAAU
This is a messenger RNA of Medicago truncatula (barrel medic), 2766 nucleotides long. RefSeq names its product subtilisin-like protease SBT2.4. The coding region runs from base 129 to 2591 and encodes 820 amino acids. NCBI's taxonomy places the organism in Eukaryota, Viridiplantae, Streptophyta, Magnoliopsida, Fabales, Fabaceae. The record is from RefSeq and is a predicted model, not a curated record. Gene Ontology annotation, biological process: proteolysis. Gene Ontology annotation, molecular function: serine-type endopeptidase activity. The transcript has 10 exons.